GGUGUCGCUGUGCGGCGGAUGUCCGGUCUCGGUGGUGUCGCUGUGCAGACAGUUCCGGGUGAUCACACGUGUUGUGUGGAGAAAAUGUCGGAGGAGAAGGAAUCGGUGGGGCCCCUCUUGUCCCUGAACCCCAAAUUACAGGGAGCGUUUCAGGAGAGAGUGAGGAAUAUCCGGAAGAAGAACCAGAAGACUGAGACACUCACCCCCGGCAUAAUCUACAUCGGACACAUCCCCCGCCUGCUGUUUGAGCCUCAGCUGAAGGAAUAUUUCAGCCAGUUCGGGACGGUCACUCGGCUCCGCCUCUCCAGGAGUAAGAAGACCGGGAACCAUAAAGGAUACGCCUACAUCGAGUUCGAAUGUGAGGAGGUGGCCAAGAUCGUGGCGGAUACCAUGAACAACUAUCUGUUCUGUGAGCGGCUCCUGAAAUGUGAAUUUGUACCCCUGGAGAAAGUUAACCCAAAACUGUUUAUUGGAUGCAACUCCAAAUUCAAGAAACCGUGUCAGCCGGCGGUGGGACGCUACAACAUGGAACGCAACGAGAAGCAGCAGCGGAAGAUGAUGAGUAGGAUGCUGGAGAAGGAAAGGAAACUGAGGAAGCGGCUGGCGGAGAAAGGAAUAGACUACGACUUCCCGGGAUUUGCCGCCGAGAUGAAGAAAUCCAAGACGCUCUCUGAUGAUGCCGAUGAUACAUUCAACAGUGAGGCCCCAACCCCAGUGUGUACACCCAACAUCUUGGAAAGAAGGAAGUCCGCCCGUCUGGGGGCCCCCGAGGAGGAUAGCGAUGAUGAUGAUGACGACGACGAGAUCGUUCUGAAAUUACCAGAAGAUAAAACGCCGGCAAAGAAGAAAUCAAAGCCCAGCAAGUCCACCCCUCUGAAAACCCCCGAGGACAGCGAUGAUGACGAGCUCGUCAUAAAUUUACCAGAAGAUAAAAUGCCACUGAAGAGGAAAUCAAGGCCCAGCAAGUCCACCCCUCUGAAAACCCCCGAGGACAGCGAUGAUGAUGAGCUCGUCAUACAUUUACCAGAAGAUAAAAUGCCACCAAAGAGGAAAUCAAAGUCCACCCCUCUGAAAACCCCCAAGAACAGUGAUGACAAGAUCGCCGCGAAGUUACCGGAAGUGAAAUCAUCUGCAAAGAAGAAAUCAAAGCCCGGCAAGUCCGUUCCUCUGGAAACCCCCAAAGACAGCGAUGAGGAGAUCGCUGUGAAGUUACCGGAAGUGACAACGUCUGCAAAGAAGAUAUCAAAGCCCGGCAAGCCCACCCCUCCGGAAACCAUCAUGGACAGCGAUGAGGAGAUCGCUGUGAAGUUACCGGAAGUGAAAACGUCUGCAAAGAAGAUAUCAAAGCCCAGCAAGCCCACCCCUCCGGAGACCAUCAUGGACAGCGAAGAUGAGAUUGUCCUGAAUGUACCGCAAGCUAAAACUCCAUCAAAGAAGAGAUCAAAGCCCGGCAAGUCCACCCCUCUUCCAACCCCCAAGAAAGGCGAUGACGAGAUCGCCGUGAAUUUACCGAAAUCGUCUGCAAAGAAGAAAUCCAAUCUCAACAAGUCCGUCCCUCCAGAAACCCCCAAAGACAGCGAUGAGGAGGCCGAAGUGAAGUUACUGGAAGUGAAAACGACGUCGAAGAAGAAACCAAAGCUCACCAAAUCAGAAAAUAGAAUGAAGAUCAAAAAACUGAAAUUGCAGACCAAUUAGAUGUGAGAACAGGACUGCGAGAGCUGCAAAUUGUGGAGAGCGGUCGGGGGCACCCGGGGAGCCAAUCAGCUUCUGGUACCUUAAUGGCUGCUCUGGACUCUGCUCCUGUUUUGUAGUCCUAUACAGGACCACGGCAGCCAGCGUUAUGUCAUCUGUCUGUGCCGAUUGGUCGCUCCGCCCAGGAGGUUCAUUUGCUGUUCAGGACCUAUAGUGUAUUUUCUAAAGAAAAAAAAGUCUAAUAUCUGUGUGACAGAAGAUUAUCCAGACUCCUCUCUGUCAUGUUAUCCGUCACACGAGUCUGUAAGGUGUACAGAGAUAUUUUAUAAUAAACCAAAAUCAUUUGACUUCCAGA
This is a messenger RNA of Rana temporaria (common frog), 2047 nucleotides long. It is a transcript of the gene NIFK, whose product is annotated as nucleolar protein interacting with the FHA domain of MKI67. Gene Ontology annotation, biological process: maturation of LSU-rRNA from tricistronic rRNA transcript (SSU-rRNA, 5.8S rRNA, LSU-rRNA). Gene Ontology annotation, cellular component: nucleolus. The record is from RefSeq and is a predicted model, not a curated record. Gene Ontology annotation, molecular function: RNA binding. The transcript is spliced from 8 exons. NCBI's taxonomy places the organism in Eukaryota, Metazoa, Chordata, Amphibia, Anura, Ranidae. The coding region runs from base 19 to 1695 and encodes 558 amino acids.